UGCUUCAGCUUCAAUGUCCAUAUGCCAACUCAACUGGCUGGAAUCAUUAACAGUACCUGUUUGUUGUCUUGACAUACUCCCGUGGAAACGUCAAGAAUGCCUCUUUCGCAUAAUGACAUGAAGUUCUGGAAUAUGUGCGUUGUUUUUGUGGUUUUGCCUCACGUAAAUGCUGGAUUACUGUCUGACUUCAAGAUCUGUGGAGAUUCAGAGUGUGAAAGCCGAAUGAGCAUGGUGCGAGCUGUCAGGGAUCACCAUGGCAAGGACUGUCGUUUCUUGAACUUCCGACAAGGAGACACCAUUUCUGUUCACCACAAACUGACUGGAAAGAGAAGCAAUAUUUGGGCUGGCAGCAUUCACAAACAGUUUGGCUAUUUUCCAAAAGAAGCUGUGAAAGAGGAACAGACAUUUGCAAGUCAGGAGAUAAUAGUUGAAACACAGGAAUCAGAUUUUCUUUGUAUGGAUGAGUUUGGCUAUCCCAUUGACUCCAGUCAUUUGGACCCUAACGGAGAUGACACUGAUCUGAAGACCCCACUCAAGGAAGCUGAAACAAGUCAAACAAGACGUUACACUGAUGAAACCAAAGCUGAAAGUCCUACAUUAUCUGGAGAUGUUUCCGCAGCACCUGACACCCCAUCAGAAGAAGUGGAUGAAAACAAAAAGGAAGGUGAAGGUGCUGCCAAGACCUACCAGGAAUCUCCUGAAACCCCUACGGCAUUGAAGGAACAAGGUGGGUCUCCUGCCUCUUCCUGGUUCAGUUCUUCAGUGGCAGGAUGGUUAGAGCUAGGAAAAGAGGAGGAACCUGACAAUUUGGCUGAGAGAGAGCAGAAAAAUAUGAAACAACAGAUGCAGGCGGAAGAUUCAGUGACAAGGUGGCUGGGCGCUGGAAAAGAAGAAAAACCAGAGUCUACCAAAUACAACAUAAACAGUGGACAGCAGGAAAGACAAAUUGUUGAUUCUUUCACUUCAAAAAUGACCGGGUGGCUUGGCUUUGGAGGGGUUAAAACCGCAGACUCUUCCACAGAAAAAGAGUACAAUGACAAAACAGAAAUGGAAGUCGAGGACUUCAGGAGCAGAAAACUCUAUUUGGACCUAAACACACAAAAAUUACAAGAGGAGGCUGUUAAAGAGAUGGGGGCAUUGGAUUGGCUGGGGAGUGGACUCUCAAGAACACUGGGGUUUGGCCUGAACAACCAGGACACUGGAGACAAGAUACAAGUCGGUACAGCAGACAAGGAGGAGGAAGAGAAACAGCCAGCAUCUGGUUUUUGGUUUGAUUUAGGGAUCGGCAACAUUUUAGCCUUCAAGAAAGAUAACACUGAAUCGGGCACAGAGCCUGAUGACAAUGUGCAAGUAAAUGCUGGUGCGGACAUGAGAGAAACAUUUGCUGAAAGCAAGACUAGUGCAGUAGAUGGCACAUCUGAGAUUGAUCAAAAGGAUCACCCUCCCCAUAACAGGUUGGAGAACAUCUCCUUUUCUUUUAAUGAUAAGGAAGAAGGCAAUCAUUUAGAUAUAAGCGACAAUGAUCAGGAUGUUGUUCCCCAUGAUGAUGUAACCCAGAAUGACUCAACGUUCACUGAAUCUGUGAGUGAGAUUGAGGAUUCCAAAAGGGAAGAGGUGGAAUUUACAAAUGAGGUUGGUCCAGUGAAGGCUGGGUGUGAGUCUUCCCUAGAAUCUGAGGGGAAUGAGGAACAGGAAGAGAAAUGUGAGGAGAUAGAAGCGCAGAGGGAUUCAGAAGACAACCAAGAAGAGAGGGAGGGUUUGGCAGAAAAGAAUCGGGAUAAUGGACAGGAAGAUCGGGAUAACUUGGAUAUAACCGGUGAUAACGCAGACACUGAGCCAUAUCAUCAUGAGUUCAUCCAGAAAGAAGAAAAUAGUUCUCCAAAAUUCAGUUCAAACUACUCCAAAAAUACAAUAUAUGAAAAACCACCAGAAGAGGAAAGGGGGGACACACCCAUUCAAGAUGCCAAAGACAUGGCGCUAGCAUCUGCUUCUCAGGUAGAAGACUUUUUUAAAGAAAGUGGCUUUGAAUCUUCACCGUGGACCGAAGUGGAAGAAUCUAAGGCAGAUGGGAAACCCAAGGAAUUCAGUGAAGAAGACAGGGAGGAUGCGAAGCGGGAGAUCGAAGAGCAGGAGCACUCUGAGUUGAAAGAAAAGCAGGAGAAGAUGGAGGAGUUAGUCGAGAGCGGGGAGUUACAAGAGUACGAUCUUAAAGACAAGGAAAUUCAGGGCGACUUAGAAGUAUUACAUGGAAAGAAGACAGAAGAAAAGGAGGCGUUAGAAGAGUUGGAAAAGAGGGAUAAGCUGGAGGAUGUGCAGUCAGAAGACAUGAAGCAGGAAGAAGUAAAGGACUUAGCACAGACGGUCGAGAAGUUUGAAGCUGAAGAAGAAGCAGAUGAAUUAACAGAGAAGUUAAAGGAUGAGAAGCAGCGAGAGUUUGGGGAUGUAGAGAAGCGGGAGCAGGUGAAAAAUUUAAAAGAGACGAAGAAUGAAGAAGGUGGCGAGUUAGUAGAGGAUAUGGAAGAGGCACCCAAGUUGUUAGAGAUGAAGGAGAGAUGGGAAGAGUUUAAAGAGACAGACAUGCAGGAGGAUAAAAGGGACAUCAAAGACAAGAAGCUUGAAGAAGUGAAGGAGUUAGUAAAGAAAAAGGAGGAGUUAAUGGAGAAGUUGGAAGAGUUAACGGAUGACAAGCAGGAAGAGCGGGAAAAGUUGAAAGAAAAUAAGCAUCACGAAGACGGCGAGUUAGAGGAGUUAGAAGUCAAGAAGCCGGAAGCGCUGAAACCAGACAAGAAGCAGAAAGAAGCAGAAGAGGUAUUCGAGGGGAAGGAGUUGGCGUACAUGAAGUGGGAAGAGUCAAAAGAGAGAGACGUGGAUGAGUUGGAGCACAAGAAGCGGAAAGAAAUGAAGACGUUUGUGGAGAAGAAGCAGGAAGAGGUUGGUCAGUUAGUAGAGACGUUAGAAGAUGACAAUAAGGAGUUAGAAAAGAGGAAGUUGGAAGCAUUAAAAGACAAACAGGAAGAGGUGGAAAGGUCUGCUGAGAAGAAGCAGGAAGAGGUGGGUGAGUUUGAACAUGAGAAGCAGGACGAUUUCAGCAGAAGUGAUAGGCAGGAUGAAGGUGAAGCGUUAGAAAACAAGAUAGAAGAAGAGGUGGAAGAAGUGGAAGAGCAGCCAACACAGGAAGAAUUAGUGCAGGUAACGGCUGAGGGAAAACAAGCGUUGGGAGAGGAAGUUAACGUGAAGCCAAAUCCUGCUGAAGACGAGCGCAAGGCUCAUGAUGUGGUGGAUAGAAGAAAUGCUAACAAGGAAAUGGAAAGUCUUGCAUGUACAGAUGAGCUUUGUACUCAGCCAGAUCAAGAUGGAAACAUCAGAGAGGGAAACGGACACAACACUGAGGAUAGAUCGGAGGCGAAUCCCUCGGUGGAGGACAGGCAGCAUGAUGAAAAUGGAGACCUUGUUGAAGUUCUCACUGACCUUAUUGGUUUAGAUGUUGGUCAGGAAGCCAAAACUAAACUCACAGAAAAUGAUGUGGUAUAUUUAAACCAGAAAGGCGACAGGGGUCCUCAAAAGAGUCCGGAUCACCUGUAUUCAGUUGAGAUUAAUGCAAAAACAGACAUGUGCAAUGACAUGGAUGCAAAAUGUGACAGUGAAACCAGCACCAAUGGAAAGAUAACACAUCCAAUGCCCUCCAAUGUCAAGUUUGAAGAAAAUGGUGAAGUGACAACUGGACGUGAAGGAGUAUUUGGUCUUUUAAAAAAGGCUGUCAUCUCAUUUGGCCAAAGGCCAAUCACUCAAAUAAAGGAAUCAACAGAAUCUUUCAUUUUAGGGUUUGAUGGAAAAACAAGUCAGAUUCCCAAACCACAACCCCUUGAGACUCCUGAACAACAAGUGGACUCCACAGCAAACAUUGAUAAAGACUUUCAAAGAGAGCCAGUGCAUCCACCAUCUCCAUUGCCAACACCCAAGUCUCAUCCCACUUCUCCACCUUUCAAUCAAGCGAAACACCUCCCCAACCACUACCAGAACGUACAAGUGCAUAUGAGCAUCAAGGAGACAAUUAUAUUGACUGAGUUAUUGGGAAAGAACAAAAUGCAAUUUUUGGAUUACAUUCUUGGCAGCGGAGAGGUUUUAACUGAAGAUGUUGAUAGUGAUGAAUCCAUACUGUCGGAUAUAGAGACACUUCUGCAUUACCACAGGGAAACACUGUUUGCCCCGAGCAUGAGGCUGUCUGAUGUACCUGAGGAGAAUAAGGAAAAGAUGGGAACCAUCACUGCAAUUCAGAAAGUAGAAAUACUGCUGGAAAAAAUGAGAGACACUUUCAACACCAGAAAAUCAGACCAUGAAGCUCAGCCAAGCAGUGUUGGCGAAACUACGGAGGCGGGAUCAAGUCAGACAAUGGGGUUGAUAGUAAGGGAAGGGAAGGAUGGAGGCACAGGGAAAAAGAAGGAUGGUGAGAGAGUGUCCCUGCCGGGUACUGUUAAUAAGGAGUCACACACUCGAACCGAACCACCACAGUCACCUGAAGGGUUAAUGGUGCAGAUUCAGGACUUUAUUCAAUGGUUUCAGGAACAGCCAUCCUCUCAGGUUCAUGCGGUGAACGACUUCCUCAAAUGGAUUAACGUGCAGGUUGUAUCAUCACUGCCUGAUGACAUCAGACCUGGGCCUGACCUAUAUGGGGUCCCAUGGGAGCCAGUUAUGAUCUCCAGUCUGGUGGGGCUGAUGACACUGUUAUUGUUCAGCUGCAGAUGUUACUGCUCUGUCAAAAGCAGAAUGUAUCGACGUAAAGAGCGGUGGAUGGCUGAGCAGGUUGCACAACUGCUUGACGAGAAAUGUAAAGUCCUCGAGACUCUCAGUAAAUGUCAACAAGAGUACGAUAAGCUGGAGAACUCACUUCGGGAAAGUGGUGUGUUGGCCCAAACCCAUAAGACAAGAGACCUUGAGGUCAAAGCCCGACAGUUAAACCAUGCUCAAAUUGAUCUUGAAGAACAUCUGGAACAACUAAAGGAUCAGUUGCAUCAGCAGAGAGAUCACAAUCUAGAGCAGGAAAAAAAGAUAGCGCUCCUUGAGGAGAGCAUGAAAACAAUGGAGGAAGAAACCAAGGAGCUCCAAUCACAGGAAGAACAGGCUCAAACAACCCUUAAAGUGUACGCUAUGAACAGUGACAGGCUGCAAAGGAACCUGGAAACAGCCGGAGAAGAAAACACGCUGCUACAAGAGAGCAACACUCAGUUAAGGCAGCAGGUGGAAGGAUGGGCAGAACGAGUCAGUGAGCUGGAGCAGGAGAUGAGGAGGUGUGAGAUGGCCCACAGCGGAAUGCUACAGGAUGUGGCCAACAAGGAUGAACGUAUAAUGUCCCUCACUGAUCGGCUGCUGGGAAUGAAAGCUUGGGAUGCCGAACUAGAAGGAGACGGAGGCGACACAUCCAAUGGGGCUCCAGGGAGAGAAGAAGAGAAUGGAAAAUCAGACAUACCCACUUCACAAAUACAUCUGCAGAAAGUUCAAAAACUUAUUUAUGCUGCUAAGCUAAAUGCUGACCUCAAAUCACUAGAUGAAGACAAGGACAGAGUGUUUGCCAAGCUGAAUGAUGAAGUAAAAGCUAAAGAAGACUUAGAAGUGAGCAUUACGGAGUUGGAGACUGAGCAGUUAUCAAUGCAAGCAGACACGGAACGCAACUCAGACGAGGUCCAGCGACUACAACAGAAACUCCAGAUUAUGACUGAAAUGUACCAAGAGAAUGAGCUCAAACUGCACAGGCUGCUGACAGUGGAGGAAAAGGAGCGUCUGCAGAAAGAGGAAAAAUUAAACAAAGCAGACAAAUCCAUUGCUUUGGCAAUGGAAGAACUCAACAACUACAAGCUUCGUGCAGAGGAGAUGGAGGAAGAGCUGGAGAAGACCAAGCAGUCAUAUCAGACCCAGAUAUCAGCCCAUGAGAAAAAGGCCCACAAUAACUGGCUGGCAGCCCGGGCAGCGGAUAGAGAGCUAGCAGACAUCAAGAGAGAGAACGCCCUCUUUCGGCAGAAGAUAACAGACACACAGUUUAAGCUGGAUGCCCUUGAAAAAGACCCAUUUGCCUUGGACAGCCUGGCCAGGCCUUUACCUUUCCGAGCUGAAAGAUUGCCUUAUGGUCCUUCUCCUCUUGGUCGACCUGCGUCUGAAAGCCGAGCUUUACUUUCUUCCCCCACGCUGCUGGAAGGGCCCCUGGCCAGAUUGUCACCAAGAGUGUCUCGCGCUCCAGGAGAGCCCCCUAGUGGCCAAGGGGAGCUGGAACGGAGUGGAGGUCCGCACUCAGACAGUGGUUCCAUUUCUCCUUCAUGGGAAAGAGACCACAGGGGACCCCCACCCGGACCACCUGGGCCAAUUCUACCUCAAGCAGGAGGUCCAAUGUACAGGAGGCCUGGUCCACCCCCAGGAGUAAUGGGUCUGCCACCUCCAGGUCCUCCUUUUCCGCAUUCAAGGGGACUUCCUACAUCUGGGCCCCUAGGAUCCCUCCACCCUGCAGACAUGACAGAUGGCACAUACAAAGAAAACAGUCUAGGACUUGAAAUGGAUCACGGAGAGGUGCCUUUUUCAAGUGAUCGAAGGACUCCCCCUGAAACAGAUCCAAGAAUGGGGGUGGCACCACCUCCUGGACCUCCAAUGGGUCCAUUCUCUCGAAGAGCCCCCUACGGACCUCCUGAUUUUUACCCUCCCAGAGGACCACCCAGGAUGCCGAUGUGGGCUCCUCCACCAGGGAUGAUGUUUCCUCCUCGUUUCCCUCACGGUAGACUUCCUCCUCCUCCUCACCUGCUGUCUUACGGUCCCCCGAUGCGGCCUCCUCCACCAGAUGGCUUUCCACCUCCCUCCAUGGGUCCUCCUCCAUCGCAGCAGAACCUCCCUUCGCCGCCACACAGCCAAUCGCCAGAUGAGCACACAUCCUCUUCACAAGGUGCCAUUUGAACUCGAUCAUACAAAGUGGCUUCAUCAUAAUUUAAUGAUAUCUGAAGAGUCGAUAAUGAAUGUCAGUGGAUAGGAACCCAGCUAUUAUCAUCAUCCUUGUUUUUUGUUUUCUGUCUGCCUCACUUUUGCAAGUAUCUGCCAGCUACAUUCACUCUAAGAUGCAGUUGGACUCGCCAUUACCUGGUCUAAUUUAACUGAUGUGCCUACAGAAGGUUCUGCCAAAAGUGUCUGAUGUUAAGUCAUUAGAGCAUGUUCAUUUUUGUUUGAUGACUCACUUUGAAUGAUAUCUAAGGAUGCUUGCGGUAGAUGAUGUAGUGACACAUUUUGGUCAUCAGUGAUUCAUUCUUCCACUUUUGAUGGAAGAAUAAGCCGCUCUGGGGGUGUUUUUUUUAAGCUGAAUAAACUGCUACAUGUCCUGAGUGAUGUUUGUAUUGGAGUGGCAUACAAUUGACGUAAAGACAAGUACAAAGCAUUAAAAAAACAAAAUCAAAAUGUUCAGGCCGAAUGCAAUUGUUGCAUGGAUUUUAUUACCCACUCACCAGGUUUUAUGGUCUCAUUAUGCCAGACUCAAUGAGUUCAGGGGACUUUGCAGAGAGCCUUUUCAUUACACGCCUGAUCAAAAUGCUAAGACCAGCUGAAUUCACAUUUUGCACUGUUGGAUCUAAAGGAGGUAGCGCUUCAACAUGCAAAAAGAACGAGAGUUCAUCAGCUGAUCAAAAGUUUAAGCCCAUAGUUUAACACCCCCCCUCCCCACCCACUCCAACACACGCCACGACCCCAAAAAUCGAAAGAUCUGACAGUGUAAUUUUUAAACAGCUCUUAAAACUUUGAUCAGGAGUGUACAUUUACUUUCAAAACUGGUUUGUGUACUUAUAAAGGCCCUCAGUUCUUUGUGAAUUUUGUAAAAAAAAAAAAAAAAAAAAAAGAUGAAUAAAAAAUGAAACCGUAUUGGGCUCUUCAUGGAUCCUCAGUUUGGAAUACUGGAUGUUAUUCUACACUUUUGGCUUAGCUUCAUUCCAAUCUUAAGCAACAAUGGAGGAUAUCCAAUACAAGAUCAUCAAAUGUUUAUGUUCAUUGUUACUAUGUCUAAUUCAAAGAUGAUUCAUUUUAAAGUCAGAUUUUGCUAGAAGUAACUAAAUGGCUGUAUUUGUUGCAUAUGCUAAUUUAACCGGUGGUAUCGUACACAUAAACGUCAGUCCAGCACUGAAUACAUGUGAACAUUUGUCAUAAAGGUAGUGAAGUUAGUGUAGUGUUAUUGGGAGAUACAAGGACCGCCGAUUAUUUUACGGCAGGAUAAAAGAAAGAUGCUCCUGACCAAUGCGAG
This is a messenger RNA of Dunckerocampus dactyliophorus (ringed pipefish), 8254 nucleotides long. RefSeq names its product CTAGE family, member 5 (gene mia2). The transcript is spliced from 28 exons. Lineage: Eukaryota; Metazoa; Chordata; Actinopteri; Syngnathiformes; Syngnathidae. Gene Ontology annotation, molecular function: protein binding. Gene Ontology annotation, biological process: vesicle cargo loading; endoplasmic reticulum to Golgi vesicle-mediated transport; protein secretion. Bases 97 to 6930 code for a protein of 2277 amino acids. The record is from RefSeq and is a predicted model, not a curated record. Gene Ontology annotation, cellular component: endoplasmic reticulum membrane; endoplasmic reticulum exit site.